Messenger RNA from Carcharodon carcharias (great white shark), 1373 nucleotides. RefSeq names its product isthmin 2a (gene ism2a). The record is from RefSeq and is a predicted model, not a curated record. The transcript has 6 exons. The coding region runs from base 93 to 1373 and encodes 426 amino acids. NCBI's taxonomy places the organism in Eukaryota, Metazoa, Chordata, Chondrichthyes, Lamniformes, Lamnidae.
UCGUCCUGCUCCGAGGAGUCCCCACUGGGAAAUUUGAGCCCAGCACCCAGCGGGAAAGAAGCGGCGCAGUGCCGGAGGUCAAAAGCCAUUCAAUGACAAGGUCGACUCAGAGGCCAGAGCUGAUGCAGGAAAAUAACAAGCUAGAGAGCUGGAAGCAGAGCAGCCAGCAACGCCAUAAGCGCCGGUGGUCACCUCAACAGGCGCAGGGCACCCAGGCACAGCCGAAAUUUGGUUCCAACCUGGAGGAAGUGGAUCCUUUUGUCCUGGACCUGAAGAAUUUCCCCGAUCUGACUAACGCAGAUCUUAAUGCUCAGAACCCAAACAUACAGGUUACGAUUGAGGUGGUGGAUGAUCCUCAGGCAGAAAUUGAGAUGGAUCUCCUGAAGGGUAACCGAAAUGACUGGGCCAUCUCUUCAGCAGAAUGGUUGUCCCACAAAGACAUCUUUUGGCCUCUGUUUUGGGAAUACCCAGACUCGACUGAAGUCGGCAGUUUGGAGUCCUCAAACGGGAUGGAUGCCGAUGAAGAGGAUGAUUAUGCUGUGGAGUAUGAGGGAGAGGACACAUUCCUCAGCACCUUGGAUGGCAUCUGGGAUAGGAACUGGCCUUUACAGAAGAGCUGGUCCUCCAAGGAGAAGUUUAACUAUGAGUAUGAAGAUAAUGAAGACUGGAGUGCCUGGUCCCCCUGCAGCGUGACGUGUGGCAGUGGCAAUCAGAAACGCACCAGGUCCUGCGGCUAUGCCUGUACCGCAACCGAGUCACGAACCUGUGACUUGAAACGAUGCCCAGAUGACCUGAAUGCAGCAACUGAAAAAACUCUGGCAGAGAAGGGAAAUGGAACAGAGCUGUUUGACUCGGAAGUGGACAGCUGUGAUAAAUGGUUGAACUGCAAGAGCGAAUUCCUCAAGAAGUACCUGAUGAAGGCCCUGACCGACUUACCGAGCUGCCCUUGCACCUAUCCCACUGAAGCUGUGUACAGCAUUGUCAGCGUCCAUGAAGAUGGCAAGGGAAGAUUCUUCCGAUGGCGAGACGCGAGCGGGCCGAAGGAGCGCCUGGACAUCUACAAGCCCACCUCCAAGUUCUGUAUCCGCUCCAUGCUGUCCUUGGACAGCACCACCCUGGCAGCCCAGCACUGUUGCUAUGAUGACCAGAUGAAGCUGAUAACGAGGGGGAAAGGAGCGGGGGCUCCCAACCUGAUCAGCACAGAGUUCUCGCCGGAGCUCCACUACAAAGUGGACGUGUUGCCAUGGAUACUGUGCAAAGGGGACUGGAGCAGGUACAAUGCUGUGCGCCCACCAAACAAUGGCCUGAACUGCUCUGAAAACCCUUUGGAAGAUGACUUUAUAGCUCAACUGAAGGAAGCAAAAGAGUACUGA